Molecule: messenger RNA, 3753 nt
Organism: Lemur catta (Ring-tailed lemur)
Lineage: Eukaryota; Metazoa; Chordata; Mammalia; Primates; Lemuridae
Gene: AKAP1
Product: A-kinase anchoring protein 1
Exons: 11
Coding region: 125-2722 (865 amino acids)
Molecular function (GO): RNA binding
Source: RefSeq, a predicted model, not a curated record
GUCUCUGUCACUAGUUCCCUGACUCUCCCCUGAGUCUCCGCCACUGCUGUGGAACUCUUGUCAUCGGCGGAAAGCUCCUCACCGUGGCUGCGUGUACCAGGUAUCGUUGCUUCAAGCCUCCAGGAUGGCGCUCCAGUUCCGUUCACUCUUCCCCUUGGCGCUGCCCGGAAUGCUGGCGCUCCUCGGCUGGUGGUGGUUUUUCUCUCGUAAAAAAGACCACGUGAGCAGGCACAGCGAGCAGGUGGAGGCCAGCGCUGUGGAGCUGAGAGCCGACUCUGCCAUUAAGGAGGCUCUCCCCGUGGAAGAUAUCUGUGCCACAGUCGUGUUCACACCCCCCAGUGUCACACAGCCACCAGAAAAGGACCCGUCCACCAUGAGGAAACCUUCUGCAGAGCCGCCAGCCUUGCUGCGGAUACAACCGGCCCGUCGGAGAUCAGAGUCCUCAGGCAGCCUUCCCAACGUUACGGACCCAAGACCUCGACCAGGAACACGCAAAGACGACAGUGCAAAGCUGGAAUUAGCCUUGAUGGGUGAUGAUGCCAAAUCUGUUCCUCCAGAGUGCCCCCUUUCGUCCCCAAAGGGAAUACCGUUUCCUCAUGAAGCAGCGGAGGUGUGUAAGCAAGAGUCCAUGUUCAGCAGGAUGCCAGGACGGGCGGCCCUGGCUGAGAAGCAUGGCCCUGGAGAGAGGGCACGAGAGACCGGUGGGGCCGAAGGGACCGGCGAUGCAAUGUCGGGGGAGAAUGUGCUCAAAGAAGGUCUGUUGUCCCAGGAGCAUGACUCAGAAUUGGAGAACAGCAAGGCCCCCCGCCAGGCCCCCCUGGGAGGAGGCAGGGAGAAGGGGAGGAGCGGCCUGCCCCAGGUGGUCGUGCCCGCACAGCAGAAGGAAGAGUAUGUGGUAGGGAAGUUGCUAAGUAGCGUCAUUGAGUCCGCUCACACAGAGCUGGCUAAGGAUGAUGAGACGCCAGCACCUCUCGUCAGAGGUGGCAAAGCCUGGGACAGAGACCUGGCGGGAGAACUGGCCAAAGAGGAGAGCUUGGAUAGAAACGAUAAGAUUGAGCAGGCUGCCUUCCAGUUAAUCUCCCAGGUGAUCUUGGAAGCAACCGAGGAAGUGCUGGCUACCACGGUGGGCAGGAUUGCAGGGCGGAUAUGUCAGGCUUCGGCUGGUCAGCUCCAAGGUCAGAAGGAGGAGAGCUGUGUCCUAGGCAGCCCCCAAACUGUUCUGGGCCAAGAUGCUGGGGAGCCCACCCUGGCCACAGCAGAGGCAGCCACCAGCCCAUCGGAUGCGGCCCCACCCUCGCCAGGCCUGCCGGCAGAGGACCUGCCACUGCCAAAGACCUACGUGAGCUGCCUGAGCAGCCCUCUGUCCAGCCCCACCAAGGACAGUAAGCCAAAGAACUCCGCGCACCCCAUCUCCCUGGCCCCCUGCCCCCCGCCGGCCGCCCCCCUUGGAGAGUCGCUGGAUGGGGAAGAUGCCACCUGCAUGUCGGACAACAGCCAAGGCGUCCCUUCAGUAGCCUCCUCGGGACACUGCUCAGAUUCCCUCAGCACUUCAGGGCUCGAAGACUCCGGCACAGAGACCAACUCAAGCCCCAGGGACAAGGCCAUCACCCCACCGCUGCCAGAAAGUACUGUGCCCUUCAGCAAUGGGGUGCUGAAGGGGGAGUUGUCAGACUUGGGGGCUGAGGAUGGAUGGACCCUGGACGCAGAAGCAGAUCAUUCGGGAGGUUCCGAUGGGAACAGCAUGGAUUCGGUGGAUAGCUGCGGCAGCCUCAGGAAGACUGAGAGUUUCCAAAACGCCCAGGCAGGCUCCAGCCCCAAGAAGGUCGACCUCAUCAUCUGGGAGAUCGAGGUGCCAAAGCACUUAGUCGGUCGGCUAAUUGGCAAGCAGGGGCGGUAUGUGAGUUUCCUGAAGCAAACAUCUGGGGCCAAGAUCUAUAUCUCAACCCUGCCUCACACCCAGAGCAUCCAGAUCUGCCACAUAGAAGGCUCUCAGCAUCACGUAGACAAAGCACUGAACUUGAUCGGGAAGAAGUUCAAGGAACUAAACCUUACCAAUAUCUAUGCUCCCCCAUUGCCUUCGCUGGCGCUGCCUUCUCUGCCAAUGACAUCCUGGCUCAUGCUGCCCGAUGGCAUCACUGUGGAGGUCAUCGUGGUCAACCAGGUCAACGCCGGGCACCUGUUUGUGCAGCAGCACACACACCCUACCUUCCACGCGCUGCGCAGCCUUGACCAGCAGAUGUACCUCUGCUACUCUCAGCCUGGAAUCCCCACCUUGCCCACCCCAGUGGAAAUAACAGUCAUCUGUGCUGCCCCCGGCGCGGACGGGGCCUGGUGGCGAGCCCAAGUGGUCGCCUCCUACGAGGAGAGCAACGAAGUCGAGAUUCGGUACGUGGACUAUGGUGGAUACAAGAGGGUGAAAGUAGAUGUGCUUCGGCAAAUCAGGUCUGACUUUGUCACCCUGCCGUUCCAGGGAACAGAAGUCCUUCUGGACAGCGUGAUGCCCCUGUCAGAUGACGACCGCUUUUCACCUGAGGCAGAUGCCGCCAUGAGCGAGAUGACGGGGAACACAGCACUGCUUGCUCAGGUGACAAGUUACAGUCCAACUGGUCUUCCUCUGAUUCAGUUGUGGAGUGUGGUCGGAGACGAAGUGGUGUUGAUCAACCGGUCACUGGUGGAACGUGGCCUUGCUCAGUGGGUGGACAGCUACUACGCAAGCCUUUGACCCCUGGUCCCACAGCCGCGUCUUGAGUCUUUUUUUGCACUGUUGAAAUCGGGCUUGGCACUCGAGGCAAAGAUUUAAUAUCAGAAUAACAAACAUUGUCCUCUCCAGAAAGUCCUUUCUUUCCCCCUCAUACCGUAGUCCUGUCGAGAAGCUGUUUCAAAAGGGCGGAGCCGUGGGUUCUUCUCAAAGCCAUAGGAUAGUGUUGGACAAGCCAGUUGGCUUAACCUGAUUCUAAGCCGUUUUAAAAAAAAUUGACAAAAACCAGUCUCCACCAGGUUGUCCUAUCCCCCCUCUGUCCAUGCCCUCUUCCCCCCAGCUCCUCCCCCAGCAGAUCCAGGCCAACGGGGGAGACAGGCCGGGGGCUGCCCAGUGCUGGCUUGAGAGGGUUUCUUUUCACAAUCUUUCUUCAGGGAGCAAGACACGAAUUAAUUGGUUAUCAGUUACUUGUACAGCUUACAUAAAUGAAUUGUUGACAUUUAACCAGUUUUUAUAAACUCCAUCUAGGUCUCUAGGAACACAGACUUUUUUAAAUGCAGAUGUAAAUAUGAAGUGAUUGUCAACACCUCUGACCUCAGUCCAUGGGGAGGGGAAUGUUAUCCUGCCAAGCCUGGUAGUAAUUUAUAACCAUUUUCUAUUUGUGCAAACUCUGUAAAUAUGUUUAAAAAAAUGUAAUAUUUUGUACAAGAUAACACUGGAGAACAAAGGGAACUCGAGAUUUUUCCACACCACAUGUCAUCUGUAAGUAGAAGUUAAUUCUGCAGAGUACAGCUGCCGCGCCCAGCCCCUCUCGCCCAGGGGCUCCUAUGGCUUCCUGCGUACUGGACAGGGUGACUGUAUGGUCUAGACUGUGAUCUUGGGGGGGGGGGAUUGCUGUACAAAUUUGUUAAAAAAAAAAAAAACCAAAAAACUAACUCAUUGAAUUACCUUGCAGUGGUGUGUUUGAUUCUUUUUUGGACUGGCUUCAGUAUUGUGCAAUCUGAAAAUAAGUAACUUAAGUAACUUAAACUUACAUAAAUCUUGAAUUGUAUAAA